AUGGUGUCUCCAGCGAUUGCCCUGGCUUUCCUCCCUUUCAUUGUGACCCUGCUGAUCCGGUACCGGCACUACCUGGUGCUGCUGUACCGGGCAGUGCUGGUGGUCUGGCUGCGGGACCGGCUCACCGGCACCUCGCGGGAGCAGCGCGCCUUCCAGUACGUGCUGGCCCACGCCAUCCCUGGGGACCCCCACCACAUCCUCCAGACCUUCGAUCAGUGGUGCUACCACUGUGAGCACCUCAGCUGUGUGGGGCCCGACAAAGGGCGGAUCGUGGAGCGGGUGCUGCUGGAGCGGGCCCCGCUGCGGGUGCUGGAGCUGGGCACGUACUGUGGCUAUGGCACCGUGCUGCUGGCACAGGGGCUGCCCCCAGGCGCCCGCCUCUACACCAUCGAGGGCGACCCCCGACACGCUGCCGUGGCCGAGAAGGUGAUCCGGCUGGCCGGCUUCAGCGAGGAGACGGUGAGCACUGGCACUGGGACAAAGCCUAGCUUUGCAUGGGAAACCGGGGAGGAGAUGGGUGACUGAGGGGGUGCAGCACAGGUGGAGCUGAUCGUGGGCCCCUCGGAGGAGGUGAUACCCCACCUGCGGGAGAAGCACGGCCUGGUGAACGCCAACUUUGUCUUCAUGGAUCACUGGAAGCGCAGCUACCUGCGGGAUCUGCGGCUGCUGGAGAGCCACCAGCUGUUGGCUGAGGGGGCCACCAUCCUGGCGGAUAACGUCCUCUUCCCUGGAGCACCCCAUUUCCUGCAGUACGCCAAGACCUGCGGCAAAUACCACUGCAAGGUGCACCGCGCCAGCCUGGAGUACUUCCGCGCCAUUCCCGACGGGAUCGCCGAGCUCCGCUACACUGGCACCCACUGA
Zonotrichia leucophrys gambelii is the source of this 861-nucleotide messenger RNA. RefSeq names its product transmembrane O-methyltransferase (gene TOMT). NCBI's taxonomy places the organism in Eukaryota, Metazoa, Chordata, Aves, Passeriformes, Passerellidae. The record is from RefSeq and is a predicted model, not a curated record. Gene Ontology annotation, biological process: catecholamine catabolic process; developmental process; dopamine metabolic process. Gene Ontology annotation, molecular function: catechol O-methyltransferase activity. The transcript has 3 exons.